AUGGCUACUUCUAGCCUUGACUACUCUGUUGACCAAGAGAUUGCUGGCUUCUUUGAGCGAACUACGGCGACUCGCUCGGCCUGCGAUACUUUUGCAAGAGAACAUCUUGGUGGUGAAGUCGUGCCGGUAGCUAUGCAGGGAGUAUGCAGCUAUACAGUCUAUGCUGGGCCAAAUGAUGAGUUUGUCGUUCAAUUCCGCAUCAAGUCUUCUCGUUUAAGCAUGGAGACAGUAAAUCUGGCACGCACCAUUUAUGGGGGUUUUGCUCCUAACGUCGUAUUUAAGGGACAGAUUGGGGAAGAUGUGGAGGGAAAAGAGACCCUUUAUAUCUAUGUCAUGGAUAGAAUACAGGGAAUUAGCUACUUGGAUUUCAUCCUGGCCCAUAACAAUCAGUUUCCCGAAAAUUCAGCCGAGUUUUCUUCAUGGCGCAAGAAUCUGGUAAUCGACAUAGCGAAGUUCUUUGCCCUUUCGUGGAAAUCACCACAAGUUGUUGAUCAGAGCUACCGCGAUAGUCUAUAUCAUCAAUAUAAGAGCGAGCUUGAGUUACUACUCAUUUCUCUGCCGGACCGAUUUCGCCCCUUGAUCCAGAAAUCAAUCAGUUCUUUGCCUGCUAUCUUUUCUCUCCCCAUGGUGUUACUACAUAGGGAUUUUGGGGUCUGCAAUAUCAUGGUGAACGAAACCACAUGCAAUCUAGUUGGAGUGGUGGAUUGGGCCGAAGCAGAGGUUGCACCAUUUGGCCUAAACCUCCACUCUCACCAACGACUGAUAAGUAAAAUUCAUCUCAAAACAGGUUGGAUCAGGUACGAUGAUUACUCCAGAUUGGAGGAUAUAUUCUGGAGCACUUUCAAAAAUGAAGCUGGAGGACUGAGCGAUGAGACAGUCAAGACAAUCGAAGCAGCGAGGAUUGUUGGCUUGUUUUUGUCCCGCGGCUUCACUAAUCGUCUUUCAAAGACCACGGAGGCAGUACCUAUUCGAGAUGAUGAAAGUGGAGCAUACAACAUGCGUGACCUAGAUGGGUUGUUAAUAAAUCAGGCCACGAGGUUUAUAGAUCUGGCAAAAGGGGAGGAUGUACCUUAG
Messenger RNA from Aspergillus tubingensis, 1074 nucleotides. RefSeq lists its product as uncharacterized. The transcript is spliced from 2 exons. The record is from RefSeq and is a predicted model, not a curated record. Bases 1 to 1074 code for a protein of 357 amino acids. Lineage: Eukaryota; Fungi; Ascomycota; Eurotiomycetes; Eurotiales; Aspergillaceae.